Sinocyclocheilus rhinocerous is the source of this 1144-nucleotide messenger RNA. RefSeq names its product uroplakin-3a-like. Bases 77 to 913 code for a protein of 278 amino acids. Gene Ontology annotation, cellular component: membrane. The record is from RefSeq and is a predicted model, not a curated record. The transcript is spliced from 6 exons. Lineage: Eukaryota; Metazoa; Chordata; Actinopteri; Cypriniformes; Cyprinidae.
GCCAGGCAUAUUACUGAGCAUAGACACCAGCCAGGUUGACUUCUACUCCAGAAUCUAUCUGCAUCCUUGUUACAAGAUGAAGACAAACACAGUGAUCCGUUUGAUGUCAUUGAUGUCUAUCUGGAUGUGGACCGGAGAAGGUCAGAUAUUCCAGCCUGAGCUUGCAUCUAAUGCUUUCCUAGCCAAGGUCACCAGUAAUACAGUGAUAUUGAAGCAGCCGUAUUGUGUAUUUAAUCAGCCGUGCCCUGGCUGUGAGAUAUGGCUGGUGGCUGGGCUGUGCUCAGCAAACGGCACCUUUGAUGCUCUAGUACACAGCUCAACUACCAACAUCCUCAGCUUGUCACCCUACCCAACAGCAUUCAACCCAUCAUCAAGCAACUUCUUUCUGACCAGAGUUGGACUUCUGUCAGACUUCCCCUGUAAUCAGUACCCCAAUGAUCGCUACUUCGUAGUCGGCGCUGAUGGGAUUUGUAGUGGCGUCAACUGUAAUGGAGUAUUACCUGAUGGAUCCAUCGUUUGUUUCAAGUAUCUUCUAAUCGAUGCUAAUGGGGCUCUUGUUAAUUCCUCAAACUGGUCUGGCAACAUUACUCUUCCCAAACUACUACCCCUUCACACUAUUUAUGAUGGUCUGAGUGCGAGAUCUGGUGCCAUGGUUGUAAUUACUACCAUCCUAUGUGUGGCUGCGGCUCUGCUUUUACUUCUUUUCCUCAUCAUGUUAUGUGUUACCUGCUGUAGGCCUACCAAGAAAGACGGUAAGCAAAUCUCAGUCAUGAACUCAAUCCGUAUCCCCCGCUACGACACCCACAACCUAAAGGAUAGUGUGCAUCCCUACGACAACCCUGCUUACCAGUCGGACUUGAAAAAUUACUCCACAUCAUCCACUCUGCCCAAGGAUGGCGCACGAAAGCUGUGAGCUCCCAAAGACACCAUCACUGCACUGCAUAUUCCAGGGGAAAGCAAACUACUACAGUAUUUUCUCUUUCAUUGUUAGUUACAAGGCACAAUAGAGGACAGGAAGUAAACUUGAAAUUAACCCAUCAACUCUAUGACACAUCUUGUAUAUGUUACAUUGCUGUUUUGCCUCAGAAAUGUUUCCUGUGUAGUAUCAAACCAGAAUGGUAUAAAAGCUUCUUUUUAGUCAUCA